AUGGAUACUCGGUUUCCCAUCUCGCGUGAUGAUCUGUAUAACCUACAGAUGGAGGUGAAACAAGUUCAAUAUACCCAGAGCAAUCACGCGGAGCGGCUGUUGAGACUAGAGAAACGCAGUGCGGAUGAUUCCGCUUUGAAGUCAGUGUGGAAUUCCCCGUUUCCCGGAAUUUUAGGCGGUACGCCACACCAAGGGCCUGUCCAAACGCCACACAAUGAUGUUUUCGAUGACUUGGAUGAGCAUGGUGAACAACUGCUUGGUUCUCUCCAUCUCGGCCCAGCUGAAGAGGAGCCUGUGCGACGGGGUGCGGCUUCGCGAGCUAAUAGUGUUAGGUUUGAUGAAAGCGCCUUGCAUGGCUCCAGCUGGGGUGGCCAAAGCAACCGGCAUUCGGGCGACUUUGGGCCUUUACGACCUGGCAGCGGCCUUAUGAUGGAACGCACUUUGUCCCACAAAUCUGAUGGGAGACACAGCUCUGCCGGCCACUCAGUUCACUCACACCAUUCAGUGGCAUCUGGUCGGGCCAGUAGCCUGGGCCUUGAUACCAACUACGCAGGGGUGGAUGACGACUCUUCCUCGUUUGAGAUACCCGGCCCACCGGUAUCUCUCUAUGUACUAGGCACCGUGCCAUCGAUCGUUCGAUGCUGGCUCACUACAAACUUCGCCCACGGCACUCUCUUGUACGCAGACGUUUGCACCGGGUCGCAAAAGUCCGUCAUCGAUUCAUCUUUGCUUAAAGAACUCGAUCUCUUAAGGGAAGUUGAACGAGACGUUGACGGAGUUGAUCGAAUCAGACUCAAUGUAUAUCUGGCCGAAGCAGUUGUUACGCGACACGAAAACCACAAUGGAAGCUCAACAGGGGGAGUUCCUUCCAUGGCGGUCGCGUUCGAGGUUAUGGGAAACGAGCAGUCCAGCACCAUUGGCGAUCGUAAGGGUAUUCGCAUAUAUAUUGGAAGUGAUGCCUUGAGGGCUCACUCAGCCGACGUACUAUUUUCACAAAACACCAUGGUCUUGUAUGGAAAUGAACAAGAACGGCUGCGUGUUCCGUUUGUACGGCCUGAGGAUGAGAAUGCUUUCCGGUAUAUAUACACGACGAGCAUGGCACCGGAAAAGCCUAAAUUGAAUGCGACGGCAACACCAUUUGUUCUAGGAGACAGCAGGGUCUCGAAUAAUGGUAGGAGUGGCGCACCUUCUCCAGGAGCGCUCCACGAAAAAGCGGCGCCUACUCAGCCAAUAUCACCUGAUGAGUCGGAUAUGGAGUCUCAUAAAUCAGAGGAGCGGCAAGCAACUUUUGAACAUGGCGGCGAUAGUGACAACCACGGGCGAGAAGCGAAUUAUUCCGAAACAAGCGGAAAAGAUGACACGAGCGCUUCAGAGGUGUCCCGACGGGAGUCAUCAUCAACCUCUACUGGGAUAUGGGGUUCGUGGCGACAAGGCGCUGGCGCUGGGCCAGAUGGGACACAGCGAGAGACGGGCCCUCUGAGCGGCUACCAACCGGCCGGUCGCAGUGGCCGUAACAUGAAGGUAUUGAAACCUCUAAAAUCAAACUCCAAUUCCGCCCGAACGGGUGCUUCAUAUGAGCCACCCCUGCCGCCCAAAUUCUCCACUGAAGGCAGACGCAAGAGCCAGGUCAGCCUGAACGGUGACGGUGGCGGCGUCGGCGCGGCCAAUCGUUGGGACGUUAAACGGUCCGUCAGCUCAGGUGCAGAGCUCAAGAUGGAGAGUUCGAAUCGAGAGAAUCAAAAGGGCGCAGCACUGCCGCGAUCUGCCAACCCAGUUGGAGUGGCUUCUGCAUUCUCGUGGAUGACCCCGGCCACCAAGGUUUCCAAGACUUCGCCAGCAGGAGGGUGA
Molecule: messenger RNA, 1848 nt
Organism: Metarhizium acridum CQMa 102
Lineage: Eukaryota; Fungi; Ascomycota; Sordariomycetes; Hypocreales; Clavicipitaceae
Source: RefSeq, a predicted model, not a curated record